GAAAGACGGCUAACGAGGUCAAAUGAUGAAAAUUCACUGCGACCGGUCUUAUUACUUCACCCCAAACUUCGACAUGAGAGGAGAGGAGAGAGGAGAAAAAAGUUGUCUAAAAUACCAAUACAGUCUGCUCCUUUUCAGUUCACACUGUCUAGUUCUCUCUCUCUCUCUCUCUCUCUCUCUCUCUCUCUCUCUCACACACACACACACGAGACAUUGCUGAAUUCCGCUGGAUUUUAACACUUUCCUCAUCAUCUGCUGAAAAAAACCACAUUUUCCCACCUACUAUCACUCCCCCAAUACACUCUUAAGUCCUUUGAAUUCGAUUUCAAUUCCCCAUUUCUUUCUAUUUGUUUUUUGGUGCCGAGCUUGUUGUUUAUUUUUAUCUAUCCGUGGUGUUGUUGGACUACUAUCGGAUUCUGCCUGGACUUAGCUUUCCUUUGUCUGAGUUUCGGAAUUGGGUUUGAUUGGAGGGGCUGAAUUUGGUGAAAAGACAAGCUUUUGAGUGUGUUCACCAAUUCGGGAAGUUCGAGAUCUGGCUGGUUUUCUUUUGGGAUCUCUCUGGUUGUUAGAUUGGUUUUGAUUCGAAUUAUCGGUUUGGAUCCGAUCGAGGGAGAAACAGCGCCAUCACAUGGCGCUGUUCAGAAGGUUCUUCUACCGCAAGCCUCCGGAUCGGCUUCUUGAGAUCUCCGAAAGGGUCUACGUGUUUGAUUGUUGCUUCUCCACGGAUGUCUUGGAAGAAGAUGAGUACAGAGUGUACAUGGGUGGCAUUGUAGCUCAGUUACAGGACCACUUUCCUGAUGCUUCUUUCAUGGUGUUUAACUUUAGAGAAGGGGAGAGGCGAAGUCAAAUUUCAGAUAUAUUGUCUCAAUAUGACAUGACAGUUAUGGAUUACCCUCAACACUAUGAAGGGUGUCCUCUUCUGCCAUUGGAGAUGAUCCACCACUUCCUUCGAUCAAGUGAAAGUUGGUUGUCAUUGGAAGGGCAACAAAAUGUGCUGUUGAUGCACUGUGAAAGAGGAGGAUGGCCUGUGCUUGCAUUCAUGCUAGCAGGUCUUCUGUUAUACCGAAAACAGUACAGUGGGGAGCAGAAGACUCUUGACAUGGUCUACAAGCAAGCUCCAAACGAACUUCUUCAUCUUUUGUCUCCUUUAAACCCACAGCCUUCUCAGCUGAGAUAUCUUCAGUAUAUAUCUAGAAGAAAUAUAGGUUCUGAUUGGCCUCCAUCAGAUACACCUUUACUUCUGGAUUGCCUGAUUCUGAGAGUCCUUCCACUAUUUGAUGGGGGGAAAGGUUGCAGGCCUGUUAUACGUGUUUAUGGUCAGGACCCUUCAACACCAGCUAAUAGAAGUUCUAAGCUUUUGUUUUCAACUUCAAAGACGAAAAAGAAUGUGCGCCACUAUCUACAGCAGGGAGAGUGUAUGCUAGUGAAAAUUGAUAUCCAUUGCCGUGUUCAAGGGGAUAUUGUUCUUGAGUGCAUCCAUUUGGAUGAAGAUCUGGUACAUGAGGAGAUGAUCUUCAUAGUUAUGUUCCACACAGCAUUUGUGAGGUCAAACAUUCUGAUGCUCAACCGCAAUGAAAUUGAUGUUCCAUGGGAUGCCAAGGACCAAUUCCCGAAGGACUUUAGCGCAGAGGUACUUUUUUCGGAUGCUGAUGCUGUUGUGCCUGCUCUUACUACAGUCGUAGCCAGUGAAGGAAAUGAGGCAGAAAUUGCUUCACCUGAGGAAUUUUUUGAGGUGGAAGAGAUUUUUAGCAAUGUAGUUGAUGGGCAGGAAGGGAAGGGGGAUUUGGAUCCUUACGCAUUUCAAGACUGUGCAUCAGAUGAUGGAACCCACAAACGGGAUGGAAAGUUGGUUUCUAGUAUUGAUGCAGUGAAGGACAUUGGUGUUGAUGAUGUGAAAUAUAAGAUGGAUGAGAAGGUGGGUUCUGAUCAUUUGGUGAAGGACAUUGGUGUUGAUGAUGGUGAUAUCAAGCUAGAUUUCAUACUAGCUGCUGGUGAUAUGCAGCCAAGUCUGGAAACCAAGGAAGUGGUGGAAGAUUUGUGUGGCAAAUUGGAUGAGAUGGGAGACAAGGGUGAUGGAGGAAACAGUUUUGCACAGAAGACUUUAGAUUCCAGGGUUCCCCAGAAAAAGUUGACUGCUGAUGUCCCCAGACAAAAAUCAGAGAAAGUUCUUCCUAAUGUGCCUAAGAAACAGCCUACAAUCAGCACAAAACCAGCUGCAGAUUCAGUUGUUGCCAAACAAAAGACUAAACAGCAAGAGUCUCAUGCAAAACUGGCAAAGCCAAAUGCAGUAUCUAGGUGGAUCCCUCCUAACAAAGGCUCUUAUACUAAUUCAAUGCAUGUAUCAUAUCCACCAUCAAGAUAUAACAGUGCACCAGCUGCUCUUGGUGUUAAUGUUCCUUCAAAGGAUUCUAACGCAGUUCCCAAAUUAAAAGCUUCUUCUGAUACCCCCACCACUGUGGUUUCAACUGAUGUGACCAAUGGUCUGAAAAGUUGUAAGGUGGAUCCUGUGAAGCCUUCAGGUUCUACCCAAGAGGCAGUUGCUUCAUGCCCACCAUCAUUGGUACCAUCAAUUAAAGAUUCAUAUUCAUCCCCACAAACUCAAGCACAACAUAUUAACCUGCAGCAAGUAGUUCCCCCUCCUCCCCCACCACCUCCACCACCACAACAUUAUAACACCCCUUCGUUUUCAACCUUUCCAUCCAUGUAUCCUUCAUCGCCUUCCCAACCUUUGCAGGUGGGUGUCACACCUCCACCUCCACCUCCACCCCCACCUCUACCUCUUAAAAGGCAGAAUAGUGCUACCAUGUUCCUUUCACCAACUCCUCCGCCGCCUCCGCCUCCGCCUCCACCUCCCCCUUUUCUGAGCACAUAUACUGCACCAAACCUUGGAGUAGGAGUGUGCACUCCUCCUCCACCUCCACCUCCACCUCCACCUCCACCUCCACCUCCACCCGUACCUCCUUUAUAUGGAGCUCCACCAAAACUGCCUCCACCAUUUGGAUCCCCACCACAACCAUUACUUGUGGCAAGAGCCCCACCUCCCCUGCCCCCUCCAGCACAUGGAGCCCCACCUCCUCCGCCACCACCUCCAGUUCAUGGAGCCCCACCUCCUCCACCACCACCUCCACCUCCACCUCCUUUAAUGCGUGGAGCACCACCACCACCACCACCUCCAAUCCGUGGAGCACCACCUCCUCCGCCACCUCCUAUAGGUCAAGGCCCACCUCCCACAUCACUUGGUGCACCACCCCCUCCACCUCUGCCUGGAGUUCAUGUGCCUGGCCCUCCGGCUCCACCUAGGCCUCCAGGUGGUGUACCUCCACCUCCGCCAUUAGGUGCCAAAGGACCAAAUGCUACUGCUGAUGCAAGAGGCCUGUCUUUAGGGAGAGGGCGUGGGCUUUCACGUCCUUUAGGGAUGGGGGCGACUACUACAGCUCCUCGAAGAUCCUCAUUGAAGCCUUUGCAUUGGAGCAAGGUAACCAGGGCUUUGCAAGGAAGUUUAUGGGAAGAAUUGCAAAGAUAUGGAGACUCUCAAAUUGCCCCAGGAUUUGAUGUGUCAGAGUUAGAGAGCCUUUUCUCCGCAACAGUUCCAAAACCUGCUGAUGCAGGAGGUAAAGCUGGGGCACGGCGCAAAUCUGUUGGAUCCAAAACUGACAAAGUCCACCUGAUUGACCUGAGGAGAGCCAACAACACUGAAAUUAUGCUUACAAAAGUUAAGAUGCCGCUUUCUGAUAUGAUGGCUGCAGUUCUUGCAAUGGAUGAAUCAGUAUUAGAUGUUGACCAGGUGGAAAAUCUCAUAAAAUUUUGUCCCACCAAAGAGGAGAUGGAACUUCUAAAGGGCUACACUGGUGACAAGGAGAACCUCGGAAAGUGCGAACAGUACUUUUUGGAGCUGAUGAAAGUACCUCGGGUUGAGUCGAAAUUACGAGUAUUUUCUUUCAAGAUUCAGUUCAGCUCUCAGAUCUCAGAAUUUAAAAAGAGUUUGAACACUGUAAAUUCUGCUUGCGAAGAGGUGAGGAAAUCAGUCAAACUGAAGGAAGUUAUGAAGAUUAUUCUUUUUAUAGGGAAUACAUUGAACCAAGGAACUGCAAGGGGCUCUGCAAUUGGAUUCAAGUUGGACAGUCUUCUAAAGCUCACUGAUACACGUGCUUCUAACAAUAAGAUGACACUCAUGCAUUAUCUUUGCAAGCUUUUGGCGAAUAAUUCACCAGAACUUCUUGAUUUUCACUUGGACUUCGUUAGCCUUGAAGGUGCAUCUAAGAUACAAUUGAAGUCUUUAGCAGAAGAAAUGCAAGCUAUAAUCAAGGGACUAGAAAAGGUUAGGCAGGAGCUGACUGCAUCUGAAAAUGAUGGUCCUGUAUCUGAAGUUUUCCAUAAGACAUUGAAAGAAUUCGUUGGCAUUGCUGAGACAGAGGUGACAUCCGUUACAAAUCUCUACUCUGUGGUGGGUAGAAAUGCAGAUGCACUUGCACUUUAUUUCGGUGAGGAUCCUACCCGUUGCCCAUUCGAGCAAGUGACAGCAACUCUUCUAAACUUUGUAAGGUUGUUUCGGAAAGCACAUGAGGAGAAUUGCAAACAGGCUGAACUGGAGAAAAAGAAAGCCGAGAAGGAUGCCGAAAUCGAGAAGGCAAAGGGCAUUAACCUUACGAAGAAGAUGGUGAGAUAGGUGAAGAUUAACGUACAUACCCCUGCAUAGGAAAUUGUGUUCCUGCGAACUGCCGAGCUCAGCCUCAGUGUUGGUGACUAAAUGAUGGUCAAGGACCAGCUUGUUUGGAUGGUCAGAAUCCUGGCUUGCUUUUGUAUUGGUUCAACAGUAAGCCUUGCUUUAAAGGAGGCAGCAGCGCUAUGUGGGCCAGAAUUUUGACUGUGCAGAAGUCUUAUUGCUGGGAUAAUCUUCCAUAAGAUGAUCAUGGUCCACUUAUGAAAAAAAAAAAAAGAAGUUGAUCAUGGUCCACUGAACAAUACAUUAGAAAUCUUGCAGCUUGACCAAAUUUUGACAAACAUUGGGGCUGCCAUCAUUGACUGAGUAGAAUGGUACUCCAUGAAGCACGAAUGCUAUGGAGGUGAAGGAUCCGGCUCCUCGAGCACCAUUUUGAAAGCGAAUUCCUUAAUCUCGGGUCAGAGUUUCAUUACUGAAUUGGUUUCCAUUUGAACCAUUCAUUUGGCAUUUUUUUUUUCGCCAGAGCGGAUGCCAUUGGGAUUGUAAAGCGCACGGUCCAACCAUACCACGAAACCUUGUACAAAGCUCAACCCUUACUUUAGAGGUCAUUCUUUUUCCUGUAACAUAAUAGUCAGUUAUUUUUCUUUUCCUUCUAGUUGAGAUUUUGAUAGGAGCCCGUCCCGAAAGAUGUUGUAUAGGUUUCAGGUUCAGAAAGAGAUGUUAGAAGACGGGCUUUCUCUUAGUACAAUUGUAACAUAUCAAAAUAUAGGCUGCGAGUAGAAGCUGCUUGUUCCUUUUAUUUGAUUCUUUAUCAAAAUCCUUAUUCAUGAAAUGUCAAAGGUUCUUGUUUCCUCU
Juglans regia (Persian walnut) is the source of this 5515-nucleotide messenger RNA. RefSeq names its product formin-like protein 20. The transcript has 18 exons. The record is from RefSeq and is a predicted model, not a curated record. Bases 629 to 4666 code for a protein of 1345 amino acids. Lineage: Eukaryota; Viridiplantae; Streptophyta; Magnoliopsida; Fagales; Juglandaceae.